AUGAAUGGUAGAAAAAUGGGACAACUGGAACAGCUAAAAAUGUUUAUUUCCGAGCGACUUAAGACGGUCGCUUCAGAAAUAUUAGGCGCCGUUGAGAAGACAGUAACCGAAUACGAGAAAGAAGCAUGCCGUUUGAUGGAAGAAAACAAGCGCCAUUGUUCGGUUCUAGAUCUUCUCGUUCAAGCUAAUAAGUCGCCACGAAAAGAAGCGUCUUUUGUAGUACCGAAACUGUCCAGCGAGAGGCAACAUGGGGCCACGGGGCAUCUUGGGAGCCAAGAAAUGCAACGAAGUAAUAGCAGCGAAGCUACUGUCAGCAGCUACAUUGAUAACGCCAGAGUACACGAACAGAUCUCUCACAACGUUGUGGAGAUACUGCAAACUAAACAAAAGAAAGCUGGAGCUGAAGCUCAGGUUCAAAUCAUCAAAUCUCUGAAAACGGAACCGGAUGAGCUCAAAAUUCAGCAAUCAGUUCCUGCUUCUGGCCCAGUUUUAUCAAGUCCUCCACAUUUGGAGGGUGCCUUCACCUCCUACAAAGAUUUUAUCAACUUCGCAAUGGGCAGCAAGUGCCCUUUCUGCAUGAGGACCGUUCAGGCCACAGAGUUACAUUUGGGCAGAAGGCAUUAUUCCGCUGCUAUUCAUUAUAAUGAAAAUGGAAUCGAGAGAUUCAUCGUACCAUGCGCGUGCAAAGAGCUCAUCCAAAGCCGAAGUCACUGGCAUUGUCCUUACUGCAAAAAGAUUUUAACUCGGAGAGUCAACUUUGAGGGACACAUCGCUAAUAAGCAUCAUUAUCCAAUACGAAACCCAAGCCAAAGGCCAGAUAUUCGUGAAAUGGCCAUAGUACCAACUUCCGAUGCUUGGUCGCAGCAAGAUUUACCAACAACGUCACUACUUCCACUUCAAAAUGAACAGAACCAAUAUUUGGGAGCCCACAGCAACCAAGAUUCUCCCUUCAAUAUAGUCUUUGUUGACACUUCUGUUCAACAAUUGAAUCAAAUGGAAAUCCCAGCAUUAGAUUCGACAGAUCCUCCAUCGAAAAAGAGGAAAACAAAGAAGUCCAAGAGAAAAACAUUGAGUUUAAAAGCAAAACGGAAUAACACAGAGGUGUAUAGAUGUCACGUAUGUGCAAAAAGUUUUCAUUACAGCUACACACUGAGGUCGCACGUGUGGACGCAUUUGGGAAACGCGUCCGUUUGUGGGAUUUGCGGGAGACAAUUAAAGGAUGCGGAGAGUUUAUUGCCACAUUUGGAGAGCCACACGGUGGUAAAGAAAUGUGGACUCUGCGGGAAGAUGUUUUCUAGUGUGGCCCGCUUGAAAGAUCAUUGGAGACUUCAUACGGGAAACCCUUGAAAUGUCAUUGUUAAAAUGUUAAGUCUUAGAAUGUACUGUCUUCGUAGUGCUCUUAUGCCUUAAAAUAGUUGACAUUUUUGUCGUUAUGUCUACUCUAGUUAAAAAUGUUGGUUGUAAACAGACGUGCCGAUUACCUGUUUCAUGGUAUACCGUGGUAUGAAAACGUCAAGGUUUGAAAACCCGCAAAAAUUUGCUGUCAUACCGUCCCGAAGGUAUUAGCUAUUUUUUACGUCCCAAGAACACAGGGAGUCAGCUGUGCUACACGAUGGCUGGAGGAGGUGAAAUUCCUGAACUUUUUCCCUCAUCGAAGAAAACAAAAUCGCUGGUAUGACAAUACUUCGGCUACAAAAAAAUUACAGACGGCCGCGGCUUAGAGGAGGAAGGCCAACCGACGUGUAAAAUAUGUUUGCGGAGGGUGGCUGCCGAGGAGGCAAUACCUCCAAUAUGAUUUCACAUUUAUACCAAAUUCAAGGUUAGUAAAACAUUAUCAUGAACGUUUUCCACUAGCUACGAGAGUUAACUCCAGCGUGUUUUGUGUGUUUAGCAGUGGUAAAACAUAUUUUCUCUCAGGCAACUGCGUUGAGGACGAGUGUGUGCAUAAUGUAAACAUGAUACGAGUCAUACACAGGUGCUUUUUAUGGAAAAUAAUUCAAUAAUUUUUGUUCUGAUGGUAAUCAUGUUGAGCUGUGGCCGUGGGUUUAGGCCAGUGCUUCUCAAUUAUUAUCUGUUAAGCGCCCCACAGGAAGACGUAAACUUUCUGCGCUCCCCCAACUCUCUGCCACCACUAUAAAUAUACUGUAGUAUCAUUUGUAUAUAAUAUUAUUAUAACUACACCUCUGCAUAACAUUGUGUUCUUUUUAAUAUUAAAAGAAAAAAAGUAAUAUAGAUCAACUUCCAUUAAAGUGUUAAAAAACAAAAAAAACAUACCGUAAAAAUACGCUCGACACAUUUUUUUGACGGUUUGAUACUGAAAAUGAAAAUUGAAUAAAAUCAAUAAAUGGUAAUAAAUUCAAAUUGAUCAGCAACAUUAACUCAUUAGGAUAUUAUGCCAAACAAUUAGACCGAAAAAACAAAAACCUAAUAGAACAAAAACGACAGUGUCAUUGGACGGAGGGACAAUUUCUAUUUUUGCUGCAGGCAGUAUCAGCUCCUUUGCGAUGGUGUGGGGUUAUUUUGCGCUGAGCAACUAAGUAUGCCAAUUUAUAUGAUGCUGACAGUGCUUGCUGGUUUACUUAUGUAACACUGACUAAGCGGGAGAAUUGUUGGCAAUAUUCGGCGCGUUUUCACUGAAAAAAAAAAUUCCUGCUUUCCGCUGCGAACAUUUUUAGACAAAGUAAACAGACUGGUCUUUCCUCGUCCCCCACUGUACUUAAAGCUAAAAUGUCGUCAUAUUUCCUUUUCUUAGCGUUUCAUAUGUCCGGUGCUCCUUGCUGUGUGCUCGUGUUUGGUUCAAAGAUACUGCUUACACGAUAAAAAUGAAAGCGGCACUGCCACCCACUGAGUGGAUGUGCAAUUACACUUUACUCUAGUACGGCAAAAAAGUAUGUUCCCCAAGGUCACAUGCGCCACCCCCAGCAUUGGGGGGCCCGCCCCACUAUUUGAGAAGUACUGGUUUAGGCGCACCUAAAGUACUGUAUUAUAAUACUGUAGUAUUAUUUAGAAUAUUUCAGUUUUUUUCUGUUAUUCUUUUUUUUUUUAUAAUUUAACAUACUUCUGAUUCAAUUUGCUAAUAUGUUUUGAGAAAUAAAAAUCAUGUUCAAUGCGGAAAAACAGUGUAUUCUUUUUAACCCAGAUAUCCCAAAGUAACAGAUAUUAGAGCUGUAAUUUCAAUACCGUGAUAUUUUGGCUUAAGGUUAUCAUACCUUCAGAAUCUCAUACCGGCUCAUGCCUAGUUGUAAAUAAUUUUUACCUCCGCCAGUAGGUGAAACCUAAGAGGAGGUUGGGUUCAGUAUGUGUAUGUUUGUGUUUAGAAUCAUUUAAGAAUGAAUAAAGGGAUUAUUAUCAACCUUGUAGGAUGUUCUUUAUAUGAAUUGUCAAAGAUGACAGAUGUCAAUAAAGGAAUUUCACAACUUGAUAACCUGUUAGCCUA
Molecule: messenger RNA, 3436 nt
Organism: Corythoichthys intestinalis (scribbled pipefish)
Lineage: Eukaryota; Metazoa; Chordata; Actinopteri; Syngnathiformes; Syngnathidae
Product: protein suppressor of hairy wing-like
Exons: 8
Coding region: 1-1347 (448 amino acids)
Biological process (GO): regulation of transcription by RNA polymerase II
Cellular component (GO): nucleoplasm
Molecular function (GO): DNA-binding transcription repressor activity, RNA polymerase II-specific; RNA polymerase II cis-regulatory region sequence-specific DNA binding
Source: RefSeq, a predicted model, not a curated record